Messenger RNA from Protopolystoma xenopodis, 888 nucleotides. NCBI's taxonomy places the organism in Eukaryota, Metazoa, Platyhelminthes, Monogenea, Polystomatidea, Polystomatidae. The record is from the annotation of a GenBank genome assembly.
AUGGUGCUGGUGGAUAAUACUGCCAACUCGAAUGUCGGUGAAAUGUCCGGCAGUUUAUCCAGUCAGCUGAACGCUGCCAGAAGAAGACCCGACAACUCUGACGGAAGUCGCCCUGACAACCCGAAAUCAUCUGCCCGUGGCACUGAUCUGAGGAUGCUGCUUGCUCGCUUCUCUGCUUCAUGGACCAUUGGUAUAUCCAGUUUUCAUCAUUCCGCCCCUCUUCUGUUGCUCUUUCCGUCUUGCGCUCCUUUUUGCCCCGAUCUCUGCUACCGGUUCUACUUAUCUCAUCUUCGUUUGUCUAGCCACUCUCGGACAGACACAGCCUCCCGGCUUCCUGCCCAUCUUCUGAUAUGCCUUUCGGGUUCCAGCCAGCCACCCACGCACCCACCGAAACGAGACCUAGACACAGAUCCAUCCAACCGAGACGCAGAUCUCGGUGAGGCUGUGCUCCUGCCUCGCCAGCGGUUGCCAUCGGAUCCAAGUGGAGGCGGGAGUAUGGCGGAAUCGUGGAUCAAGGCCUCCGUCCGAUGGGCUCCACCACCUGAACAGACCAACAGGCUGUCGAGCAGAUGGGCCGACGUGAUACGUCUGGAUUGUCGGCUGUACCUCUUCUCUUUCAUCGAUCGGCAUGACACCUCUGUCCGGUUCAGCAUGGUCGGGAUCCGGAAUAGUUCUCGGCCAAUCCGAGAUGACAAUGGAGGCGACCGGAUAGGCCUACAAAUCAGAUUGCUACGACUGGACAGAAGAGACAGCCGAAAAGAAGAGAUUGGGCUUCGAGGUUGUCCGGACCCAGAUCAGACGGCCUUUUUGCUGGCUCAGCAGAGUUAUCUUGUCGUAGUGAAUCGGGAACAUCCGUCCAGAGAUACAGCAGCUGCCUGCUCGAGAUGA